Fusarium tjaetaba is the source of this 906-nucleotide messenger RNA. RefSeq lists its product as uncharacterized. The coding region runs from base 1 to 906 and encodes 301 amino acids. NCBI's taxonomy places the organism in Eukaryota, Fungi, Ascomycota, Sordariomycetes, Hypocreales, Nectriaceae. The record is from RefSeq and is a predicted model, not a curated record. The transcript is spliced from 5 exons.
AUGGCACCAUCGUUCACCUUUGUCAAUGUCAGCAACGCCCCUGGUCUGGGCCCCAAAGAGGCCAAGCAGAUGAGAGGUCAUAUUACCAAGACAAACUUUGCCAAGAGGAGACAAAGGCUCGGCCAACAGAAGAAGAAAGCAAACACCGCUCAAUCUCCAAGUCCAUCUUCUGCCUUGAUUACAUUGGACGAGCGGCAGUUGCGGCAUGAGCUCAAGCCAAUAGCUCAUAGUUUGCUCAGCCGCAUGGUAGAGCCUGCAUACUGCCCUGUCGAAUAUUUGCUUGGUGAAUACCGCGCGCUUAUCUUCCCCGCCGGUCUCGGUUCUCCCGGAUCAAACAGAGAAGCAGACUGGAUCGCCCUACUGCACUCUGAACCAGCCCUAGUCGAAGCAUCCAUGUCCAUAGCCAUAAGACAUUCGCCCCGGCUCCAGAGGACUCAAGGUAUUCGCGAAGCGUCCGUGCGUAAAGGAAGGGCUAUCAAGAUGAUCAACGAACGGUUGGACACGCCUCUGGGAUUGACCGACGGCGUGCUCAGUGCCGUCUUCACUUUGACCUUUGCAGAGCUUCUUGAGAGUGAUGUCGAAGCAAGAGACGUCCAUAUCCAAGGUCUGGCCCAAAUGAUCAAAGUUAGACGGUCCUUAGGAAACACGGACAUCCCAUCGUGGUUCGGCGAUUUUAUCCUAUAUGAUUCAAUUGGCCACACGAUUCUUUCAGCCAGCUAUUCCAAUUUACCUCUCAUCAACGCAUUGCGGAACGAAGAGGACCCCAAGCAAAUGGAUGUUGCAGCAAUUCGAUCCGAUAUCGAAGACUUACGUCAACUAAUAGACAAAUAUCACACUUCCACGACGCUAAGACAAGAUAAGGCAGCUAUCAUUAGAAGGGCGAAGGUCGUUGGAUAUCAAGGCUGA